Ochlerotatus camptorhynchus is the source of this 872-nucleotide messenger RNA. Its product is annotated as histone H1-I-like. Gene Ontology annotation, molecular function: structural constituent of chromatin; nucleosomal DNA binding; double-stranded DNA binding. The coding region runs from base 99 to 665 and encodes 188 amino acids. The transcript has a single exon. NCBI's taxonomy places the organism in Eukaryota, Metazoa, Arthropoda, Insecta, Diptera, Culicidae. The record is from RefSeq and is a predicted model, not a curated record. Gene Ontology annotation, cellular component: nucleus; nucleosome. Gene Ontology annotation, biological process: nucleosome assembly; chromosome condensation; negative regulation of DNA recombination.
AGCAGCAGCGUUUGCAGUGUCGUCGUUGUAAACAAACACCACCCUUAUACAGAUUGACCGUUGCGCCUGCGUGUGUGAGUGCAACUUCAACAUCCAACAUGGCCGAUGUGGAAGAAAAACAAACCGAAGCGGUAAAUGAAGAGCAACCGGAGAAAAAGCCAAGAAAAUCCCGUAAAAAAAGCGCCAAGGAUGAAGGCGGAGAGAAACCGAAAAAGCCGCGACCACGUAACACGGACAAUCCUCCGGUCCACGACAUGAUCAUCGAAGCGCUGGACGUCCUGGACGAGCGUAAGGGCGUCACGCUUUACGCCAUCAAGCGCUAUCUGGAGGACAACUACCACGUCGACAUGACCAAAGUGGCAGUCCACGUCCGGAAGGUGCUGAAGAAUGGUGUCGACAAUGGGGACAUCAUCCGAACUCGGGGCGUCGGUGCCAUGGGACGGUUCAAAGUCAAGCACACCAAACCGACGAUGCUCAAGAAACGCUGUGCACCGGAGGACUACCAGCAGCUUCCCUACAUAAACAAACAUCGCGUCGCGAAGCCAAGGAAGGUAACGACGCCAGCCAAGCCGAAGGUAACGGCAUUGGCCAAAAAAGAGGAUGUGCCGAAAGCCAAGACCACCCCAAAAGGGAAAAGAGGCCGCCCCGGAAGGAAGACGAAGUAAGCGCUCUAUCGCACAUUUUAGGCCAUCUUCUUUCGAGGAUUGUGUUGAUGGCAGCCAUCAUGGUUUUUCUAAAACAACAAAAAACUACGACGCAUUCAAAUUACAUUCGAGUAGCGUUCCAAAUCAGUCCUUUUCAGGACUACAACACAGUGGCAAAAGAGUUGAAUUGAAAAUGAUUUUCUUAUACGCUGAGUCAGUCAGGAUUGG